AUGCGAGAUACUGACAACUCAGCUCCACCACCGUGCACAGUUGCUUUUUGUUGUGGCGCGGAUUCUUUUGCUCCUUGUGAUGAUAAUGGUGCUACUAAUUAUUGUCGUAGUGAUACUAGUAAUGGUGUUCAGAUGUACGGUUAUAUUGUUCCCGAUUAUGGUAUGAUUACCAGUUGGUAUGAAUGUCCUAUUGAAAACUGUUUAUGUGAAAAUGGUGGAACAUGCACCGGUCCUGAUGGUACCUGCGAGUGUAAAGAUGGAUGCACUGGCGAUAGAUGUGAAAUUCCAUCACCGUGCAGUGCUGCUCUUUGUUGUGGCACGGAUACUUGUAUUUCUUGUGAUAAACGUGGUAUUUAUUGUCGUGGUAUUGAUGAUAAUGAUAUUGGUGAUGAUCCUAGCACUCGUUCUCGUUUUGGUCUUGCUAAACUUGGUGUUCAUGAUCGUUAUUUUGGUGUUUUUAAUUGUCCUUAUGCUUGUUCUUUUGGUAGUGGUGGUCUUCGUAGUGGUCGUUCUCUUAAUGCUAGUGCUUGUUAG
This is a messenger RNA of Adineta steineri, 534 nucleotides long. The record is from the annotation of a GenBank genome assembly. Lineage: Eukaryota; Metazoa; Rotifera; Eurotatoria; Adinetida; Adinetidae.